CCGUCGCCAUGUCGGUGUCGCACAGCUCCAGGCUGAACAAGCUGGUGCGGGAGCAGUACGUGAGGCUGCCCCAGGAUGGGUUGGUGCAGGUCACCUACGUCUGGAUCGACGGUAGUGGCGAGGGGGGGGGGUGCAAGAGGCGGACCCUCGCUCUGUCCCCCUCCUGCCUCACAGAUGUCCCCGAGUGGAAUUUCGAUGGCUCCAGCACGGCGCAGGCGGAGGGCUCCAACAGCGACAUGUUCCUGGUACCCGUCCGCAUGUUCAGGGACCCUUUUUGCUUGGACCCCAACAAGCUGGUGCUCUGCGAAGUGCUGAAGUACAACAGGAAACCCGCAGAGACCAACCUGAGACACACGUGCAAGAAAGUCAUGGACUUGGUUAAGGACAGCCAUCCCUGGUUCGGGAUGGAGCAGGAGUACACGCUGCUGGGCAUCAACGGCCACCCCUACGGCUGGCCCGACAACGGCUUCCCUGGCCCGCAGGGCCCCUAUUACUGCGGGGUUGGAGCAGAUAAGGUGUACGGGCGUGAUAUCGUGGAGUCCCACUACAAGGCAUGCCUCUACGCGGGGGUAAAGAUCUGUGGCACCAACGCAGAGGUGAUGCCCUCCCAGUGGGAAUUCCAGGUGGGCCCAUGCGAAGGCAUCGAGAUGGGUGAUCACCUCUGGAUGGCUCGGUUCAUCCUCCACCGCGUCUGCGAGGACUUUGGGGUUGUGGCUACUCUGGACCCCAAACCGAUGACCGGCAACUGGAAUGGCGCCGGGUGUCACACCAACUAUAGCACCGAGGAGAUGCGGAGAGAAGGGGGUCUUAAGUGA
Balearica regulorum gibbericeps (East African grey crowned-crane) is the source of this 815-nucleotide messenger RNA. The record is from RefSeq and is a predicted model, not a curated record. Lineage: Eukaryota; Metazoa; Chordata; Aves; Gruiformes; Gruidae.